AUGUCAUACUCACCUCUGCCGGUUCUUCAGCUCUGUGUGACCAUCAGUUUCUGUGUUUUGACUGGAAAAGCUUUGUGCAAGAAGGAUGAAGAUGCAAAGGUUGAAGUUCAUCUGUUCUUCUGCAGAAUGUCUCUGACAAUGUCUCAUGAUGAGGAUUUGACCGUCAUCUCAAACCCAAAGAGCAAAUGGCCAGUACUGUGUCAGAUUCUGGGUUUUCUGUGCUCCAGUCCGAUGUGUUCUGUAUCCCAGUAUAUGAACGGGAAGCUGACGCACAUCCACACAGCUCUUGGAAUUGUGCAAAUUAUAAUUAGUGUCAUCAAUAUUGCAGCGGAGAAUUUGUUCUCAUGGGUUAGGUCCUAUAGUAUAUAUACAUUUUCUCAUGGACCAUUUUGGCUUGGUGGUGUGUUCCUAGUAGUUGGAAUAGUGUGCAUUCUUCAGGCUAUGUUUCCCAGUACUUGUCUGCUGGCCAUCACAAUGAUUCUGAAUGUAGUCAGUACUGCACUGGCUCUCACAGCUGUUGUGCUGUAUUCAAUGGACCUGGCCGUGGAAAAUAGUACUGCAACUAUAUUCUGCAACUCCUAUGUUUAUUUUUCGCAGGUUGAUUACAAGGAUUUGCCUUUCACAACACAGAAACAAAGGACCAAAAUCUGUUUAGACAGUAUGAUGCUGGGAGGACUAGAUAUCAUAAUUAUAUUGCUGUCGGUCCUUCAGCUCUGUGUGACCAUCAGUUUCUGUGUUUCGACUGGAAACGCUUUGUGCAAAAAAGAUGAAGAUGCAAAGGUACUGAAUCAGCAGCACUAUUACAACAAUCAAUCAGUCAGAUCCACUGAUCGUGAGAGUUUCAGAGAGCUGCUCUGUGCAUUUGUUUGUGGUUUUGUAGUCAGUGGAGGAUCCAGAACUUCACAAGCCACUCUUGAAGAUGCAAAUGUUGGUCUAGGAUGCUAG
Messenger RNA from Sinocyclocheilus rhinocerous, 945 nucleotides. RefSeq lists its product as uncharacterized. The record is from RefSeq and is a predicted model, not a curated record. Gene Ontology annotation, cellular component: membrane. The transcript has 6 exons. NCBI's taxonomy places the organism in Eukaryota, Metazoa, Chordata, Actinopteri, Cypriniformes, Cyprinidae. The coding region runs from base 1 to 945 and encodes 314 amino acids.